AUGCAAGUAAAAACGAAACCUUCAGUUUAUAAAACUUCAAAAAUAUAUUACAAAUCACUAAAAGAAUCAACUUCAAACAAACUUUCAAAUAUUCGUAAAAGAUUAUCAACUAUAUCUAGUCUUGAUUCUGGUGUUAGUUGGUUAGACGAAUCUGAUAAUGAAGAAUUUCCUAAUCUUACUCAUAGUAAUAAUUCUCAAGAUGUCGUUGACAACUCAAAUAACAACACGAUUAGUUGCAAUAACUUUAAAAUUGAAACCUCAUCAGAAGGAAUUUGCGAUAGAGAAAAUGACUCUUCUGUUGUUAUUCCUUUAAAACCAACGGAUUGUGUCACAUCAAAAUUUAUCGAAAUAAUAGAAACACCACCUGCCAACGUUAAACUCACCGAAAACCCCGCGUCAAGAUUAAAACGUUCUUUUGUACCUUUUGGUCUAACACAAACUCAUAAUCGAACUAAAAAUAAUUUAAUCACAACAUUUAAUACAUCAAACAGUUACGCAUCAAGUAAUGAUCCUUUCAUGAGCACGAAUGCUCAGAUAACAAAUAAUUCUUGUAGUGAUCCUGAAAGGUGCUCUUCCGGUGACGUACAAGCACAUCAAACUAUAUCGACAAAAUCAUCACUUGUCAUCCCUUCUCAAAAUAAUAAAACUUAUAAUUCACAUUGUUCUGAAAUAGGAGGAGAUAUGAGAUCAAGGAACUUUGUUAAAACAAAAGAAUGUAAAAAUUCGUUUGAGAAAGUUAAAUCGCGUGUUAAGAAAUUCUUUAUUAUCAAAAACCGAUGCGGAAAAACCAAUCCUUUCAAAUAA
Molecule: messenger RNA, 804 nt
Organism: Cetraspora pellucida
Lineage: Eukaryota; Fungi; Glomeromycota; Glomeromycetes; Diversisporales; Gigasporaceae
Source: the annotation of a GenBank genome assembly